AUGUCCAACUCGAUGACUUGUUCACGGUGCGAAGAAGGCUUCGAAGAGCGGGAAAAGAUUGUCAAUGCAGGCGGCGAAGUCUGGCACCAGCACUGCUUUGUCUGCGCCCAGUGCUUCCGUCCAUUCACCAAGGAUGCCAUCUUCUACGAGUUUGAGGGCCGCAAGUACUGCGAACAUGACUUUCAUGUCCUUUUUGCGCCCUGCUGCGUCAAAUGCAGUGAGUUCAUCAUUGGGCGUGUCAUCAAGGCGAUGAACUCCAACUGGCACCCGGGCUGUUUCAAGUGCGAGCUGUGCCAAGACGUGCUCACCGACAAGGGCUUCUUCAAGAACGCCGGUCGGGCCCUGUGCAAUUCGUGCAAUGAGAAGGAGAAGGCAGCGGCAGUGGGCAAGUACAUCUGCUUCAAAUGCCGUGCCGUCAUCGACGAUGGCUCACCGCUCAAGUUUAAGGGCGAGGCCUACCACCCGUAUCACUUCAACUGCAAGACGUGCGGCGUCGAGUUGACGUCCAGCGCUCGCGAGAUCAAGGGCGAGCUGUACUGCCUGCGCUGCCACGACAAAAUGGGCAUCCCCAUCUGUGGCGCCUGCCGAAGACCAAUCGAGGAGCGAGUGGUCACUGCGCUGGGCAAGCAGUGGCAUGUGGAGCACUUUGUGUGCGCCAAGUGCGAGAAGCCCUUCUUCGGCCACAAGCACUACGAAAAGAAGGGUCUGGCGUACUGCGAGACGCACUACCACCAGCUGUUUGGCAAUGUGUGCUUCGUCUGCAACAAAGUCAUCAUCGGCGACACGAUCACCGCCCUGAACAAGGCCUGGUGCCCAGAUCACUUUGCCUGCUCCUUCUGCGACAGUAAGCUGACGGAGAAGUCAAAGUUCUACGAUGUCGACAUGAGACCGUGCUGUAAGAAGUGCUACGAAAAGUUUCCCGUAGAGUUCAAGAAGCGCCUCAAAAAGAAGUACACUGAGCAUUUAAUUUCGACCAAAUCGAUUUUCUAA
Messenger RNA from Rhagoletis zephyria (snowberry fruit fly), 990 nucleotides. NCBI's taxonomy places the organism in Eukaryota, Metazoa, Arthropoda, Insecta, Diptera, Tephritidae. The record is from RefSeq and is a predicted model, not a curated record.